Zingiber officinale is the source of this 2657-nucleotide messenger RNA. Its product is annotated as magnesium-chelatase subunit ChlD, chloroplastic-like. The transcript has 15 exons. The coding region runs from base 95 to 2356 and encodes 753 amino acids. Gene Ontology annotation, molecular function: magnesium chelatase activity; ATP hydrolysis activity; ATP binding. The record is from RefSeq and is a predicted model, not a curated record. NCBI's taxonomy places the organism in Eukaryota, Viridiplantae, Streptophyta, Magnoliopsida, Zingiberales, Zingiberaceae. Gene Ontology annotation, biological process: chlorophyll biosynthetic process.
CCACAGCGAAAGCGAGAGCGAGUGAGCCACCCAAAUCAAACAGAUAAAGCGGAAGCUGAUAGCAGCGCGAUCCAAAUCCCGCCGGAGUUCACCAAUGGCGGCCCCUGUUUUUGCUCCGUCCAAGUUUAUCAUCUCCCCGCCGUCCUUCCUCUUCCCGUUCAGAAACAGACCCGCUUUCACCCUCAACUCCGUCGCCGGAACACCGCGCCCACCGCGCCGAGUCGUCGUCGCCGCUUCGGCUGCUGCCACGAUCGACUCAAGCAAUGGCGCUAUCGCCACAACCAUAGAGAAACCCAUCGGAGACGUGGAUUAUGGCAGGCAGUACUUCCCCUUGGCCGCAGUGGUUGGGCAGGAUGCUAUUAAAACUGCCUUGCUUCUCGGUGCCAUUGAUUGUGAGAUAGGAGGUAUUGCCAUCUCAGGUAAGAGGGGAACAGCAAAGACAGUGAUGGCGCGCGGAUUGCAUGCUGUACUUCCACCAAUUGAAGUAGUGUCUGGUUCAAUAUCUAAUGCAGACCCCAACUGCCCAGGAGAAUGGGAAUAUGGAUUAACUGAACGGGUGGAGUAUGACUCUGCUGGUAAUGUUAUGACUCAAAUUGUUAAGACACCUUUUGUUCAGAUUCCACUUGGAGUUACAGAAGACAGGCUUCUUGGAUCUGUUGAUGUAGAGGAGUCUAUAAAAUCAGGAACUACUGUAUUUCAACCUGGUCUACUUGCACAAGCACACAGAGGAGUCCUCUAUGUCGAUGAGAUAAAUCUUUUGGAUGAGGGGAUCAGCAAUCUUCUUCUAAAUGUUCUAACUGAUGGAAUUAAUAUUGUGGAGAGAGAAGGAAUAAGCUUUCAACAUCCUUGCAAGCCACUUCUUAUUGCUACAUACAACCCAGAGGAAGGUUCAGUACGUGAACACUUGCUUGAUCGUAUAGCAAUUAAUUUAAGUGCAGAUCUUCCAAUGAACCUUGAUGACAGAGUUGCUGCAGUUGGUAUUGCAACAAAAUUUCAGGAAAAAAGCAAAGAGGUUUAUACAGUUGUCGAGGAAGAAACUGAAUAUGCUAGGACUCAGAUCAUUUUGGCAAGAGAGUAUCUGAAGGAUGUCACCAUCACUAGGGAUCAGCUGAAAUAUCUGGUUAUGGAAUCAAUACGAGGAGGCUGUCAGGGACAUAGAGCUGAAUUAUUUGCUGCUCGAGUAGCAAAAUGUCUAGCUGCUCUGGAGGGGCGUGAAAAAGUCUAUGUGGAUGAUCUGAAAAAAGCUGUAGAGUUAGUUAUCCUACCUAGGUCCAUUAUCACUGACAACCUACAAGAGCAGCAGAAUCAGCCACCACCUCCUCCACCACCUCCUCCACAAAAUCAAGAUUCUUCAGAGGAUCAAAAUGAGGAAGAAGAUACAGAGGAAGACAACGAGCAGGAGAAUGAACAACAGGAACAACAAAUACCUGAUGAGUUUAUCUUUGAUGCUGAAGGUGGGAUUAUUGAUGAUAAGCUUCUGUUCUUUGCUCAACAAGCACAAAGACGUCGAGGUAAAGCUGGGCGUGCAAAGAAUGUUAUCUUUUCAGAAGAUAGGGGCAGAUAUAUUAAGCCUAUGCUUCCAAAGGGUCCUGUUAAGCGAUUGGCUGUUGAUGCAACACUGAGAGCUGCUGCACCAUAUCAAAAGCUUCGUCGGGAGAAAGACACCUGCAAGUCCAGAAAAGUUUAUGUAGAAAAAACAGACAUGAGAGCAAAGAGAAUGGCACGAAAAGCGGGUGCUCUGGUAAUCUUUGUGGUUGAUGCUAGUGGAAGCAUGGCAUUAAACCGUAUGCAAAAUGCAAAAGGUGCAGCACUGCAAUUAUUAGCAGAAAGUUAUACAAGUAGGGAUCAGGUUUCAAUCAUUCCUUUCCGUGGAGAUUGUGCAGAAGUUUUGUUGCCUCCGUCAAGGUCAAUAGCAAUGGCUAGGAAACGGCUUGAGAGACUUCCAUGUGGCGGCGGUUCUCCCUUAGCACAUGGUCUAAGCACGGCGGUUAGGGUGGGAUUAAAUGCUGAAAAAAGUGGUGAUGUUGGACGCAUUAUGAUUGUUGCAAUUACUGAUGGAAGGGCUAACAUAUCUUUGAAAAGAUCCAUUGAUCCAGAAGCUGCUUCCACGGCAGAUGCGACAACUAGGCCUUCAACACAGGACCUCAAGGAUGAGAUUCUAGAUGUAGCUGGAAAAAUAUACAAGGCAGGGAUGUCGCUUCUAGUCAUUGACACAGAAAACAAAUUUGUUUCUACGGGAUUUGCCAAGGAGAUUGCAAGAGUUGCCCAAGGAAAAUAUUACUACUUACCAAAUGCUUCUGAUGCUGUCAUCUCUGCCACAACAAAGGAGGCAUUAUCAGUCUUGAAGAGUUCAUGACAAAUAGGAACACUACUUUCCAUAUUGACCUUCAGCUUCCUAUCUUCAAAUUUAUGAUGCGGCUAGUGAAGAAAGUGUGAUGAAUAGGUGAUGGCAACGCACUCGUCUUUUAUUAGGAAAUGGUGUAUAUGAGAAUAGGUUUCUAUGCAAGUAACAGGUUCAUGUAAGGGCCAUGGUUGACCUGUUGUAUGGAGCUUCAGUCUGUCUGUGCUGAAUUUAUCCCAAUCUGGCUUUGUACUGCUAUUUUUUUUGUUUAUGUUUUUGCAAGGUAAUAGAAGAUAGAUCCCCAAUAAUUGAUGAA